CUUGCGCUAAACACCUUCCCUUCUUCUCACCGACCACCACCCAGCUUUGGACUAACUCACAACCUCCACUUCCACUUCUCGACUCCAUCUCUCUCACCACCCACGCACCAUCGACGUGAGGCCUACCCGAGCACCCACGCACUCUUCAGCAACUCUAUUUCACCGCAAACACCGCCGCCAUGGAGGAAGAGGUCGCUGCUCUCGUCAUUGACAAUGGCUCUGGUAUGUGCAAGGCCGGUUUCGCCGGUGACGAUGCGCCACGAGCAGUCUUCCCUUCCAUUGUUGGACGACCGCGCCACCACGGUAUCAUGAUUGGUAUGGGUCAAAAGGACUCGUACGUUGGUGAUGAGGCACAGAGCAAGCGUGGUAUCCUCACACUGAGGUACCCAAUUGAGCACGGUGUGGUCACCAACUGGGAUGACAUGGAGAAGAUCUGGCACCACACCUUCUACAACGAGCUUCGUGUUGCACCAGAGGAGCACCCAGUCCUUCUCACCGAGGCCCCCAUCAACCCAAAGAGCAACAGAGAGAAGAUGACACAGAUUGUCUUCGAGACUUUCAACGCACCGGCAUUCUACGUCUCCAUUCAGGCUGUGCUCUCCCUGUACGCCUCUGGUCGUACCACCGGUAUCGUCCUCGACUCCGGUGACGGUGUCACUCACGUCGUGCCAAUCUACGAAGGUUUCGCGCUUCCACACGCCAUUUCCCGUGUCGACAUGGCUGGUCGUGAUUUGACCGACUACCUCAUGAAGAUUCUUGCUGAGCGUGGAUACGUCUUCUCGACCACCGCCGAACGCGAAAUUGUUCGUGAUAUCAAGGAGAAGCUUUGCUACGUCGCUCUCGACUUUGAGCAGGAGAUCCAGACUGCUAGCCAAAGCUCGUCUCUCGAGAAGUCCUACGAACUGCCCGAUGGACAGGUCAUCACCAUCGGCAACGAGCGUUUCCGUGCACCCGAGGCUCUCUUCCAGCCAUCCGUUCUUGGUCUCGAAUCUGGCGGUAUCCACGUCACUACCUUCAACUCCAUCAUGAAGUGUGAUGUCGAUGUCCGCAAGGAUCUCUAUGGCAACAUCGUCAUGUCUGGUGGUACCACCAUGUACCCGGGUAUCUCCGACCGCAUGCAAAAGGAAAUUACCGCUCUUGCACCAUCCAGCAUGAAGGUCAAGAUCAUCGCACCACCGGAGCGCAAGUACUCUGUGUGGAUUGGUGGCUCCAUUCUCGCCUCGCUCUCGACCUUCCAGCAGAUGUGGAUCUCAAAGCAAGAGUACGACGAGUCUGGCCCAUCCAUUGUCCACCGCAAGUGCUUCUAAGCGCGUACUGCGUAGAGUUUUGGCAAUCAUUGCGCACACGGUACCGGCAGCGUCAUGAGCGAGUGAUGGGAAUGGCAGUGAGUAGCUGGCUUUGUCUGAGGACAUAUCGGUUGCUACGAUGUAGCAUGGCAAAAUGGCGCGUUGGCAGAGCGAAUGAGGCGAGAUGUGAUAGUACAGCUAUUCGGCUCUAGGCGGGCGGGCGCCAUCUUGCUCGACUAGACUCAGCAUUUGCUACUAGACUCCGGCUUUGUUAUGCUUGAUGUAUGGCCUCUUAUGGCGAGAUGACAAAAGAAGAAUUGUACGCUUUCCUUGACCC
Messenger RNA from Sphaerulina musiva SO2202, 1623 nucleotides. RefSeq names its product Actin, gamma. The transcript has 6 exons. The record is from RefSeq and is a predicted model, not a curated record. The coding region runs from base 180 to 1307 and encodes 375 amino acids. Lineage: Eukaryota; Fungi; Ascomycota; Dothideomycetes; Mycosphaerellales; Mycosphaerellaceae.